Messenger RNA from Chlorella variabilis, 879 nucleotides. RefSeq lists its product as hypothetical. Gene Ontology annotation, molecular function: protein binding. The record is from RefSeq and is a predicted model, not a curated record. NCBI's taxonomy places the organism in Eukaryota, Viridiplantae, Chlorophyta, Trebouxiophyceae, Chlorellales, Chlorellaceae. The transcript has 5 exons. The coding region runs from base 1 to 879 and encodes 292 amino acids.
AUGUCGCCGCUGGCGCGCGCUGCCCGCACCGGCUCUGUGCCCAUCGUAAAGCUGCUGCUGGAGCGUGGCGGUGCUGCAGUGGACUCGCGGGACUGCCGCAGCAACACGCCGCUCAUGGAUGCAGCCAUUUGUGGGCACGUCCACGUGGUUACCGCUCUAGUGCAGGCGGGGGCCGCUGUGGAUGCUGCCGACGUGGACGGCAUAACAGCGCUCAUGUCGGCUGCCCAGCACGGGCGCCUGGCGGUCAUGGAGAAGCUGCUGGCGGCGGGCGCUGCGGUGGAUGCCAAGAAUCGGGCGGGGCAGACAGCGCUCUUUCUGGCUGCGGGGAAGAACAACCUCAAGGCGCUGCAGCUGCUGCUCAAGCGAGGAGCCAAUGCAGACAUGCGGGAUCAAUGGCUGCAGACGCCGAUCUGGAUGGCAGCCGAGGCAGGACACAGCGCAAUUGUCGCGGCGCUGCUGGCUCAGAGGGGUGUCACUGUUGAUGCGGCAGAUGAUUCUGAGUCUACACCAUUGCUGGCUGCCGCCAGAAGCGGCAGCUCAGAGAUCGUCAGGCAGCUGCUGGCCAAGGCCUCCACUACCACCUGCCCCCUGCAUCUGCAGACCCCGCUGCUCAUUGCGGCAAAGAAUGGCCGCGCUGGGGUAGCAGAGCUUCUGCUGGCGGCGGGGGCGUCUGUUGACCGUGCCGAAGACCGUGGGCAUACCGCCCUGCAUCUGGCUGCUAAGUGCAGCCACCGCUCACUCACUGCCCGCCUGCUGGCUGCGGGUGCUGACAAGGAGGCGCAUGCUGGCCCAGGGGCGUGGACACCACUGCACUAUGCAGCUGAAUCUGGAGCUGUUGGCCCAGCAGAGGUGCUGCUGGAUGCAGGUGGGCAACAAUGA